Messenger RNA from Branchiostoma belcheri (Belcher's lancelet), 2052 nucleotides. RefSeq names its product tRNA wybutosine-synthesizing protein 5-like. The coding region runs from base 124 to 1338 and encodes 404 amino acids. Gene Ontology annotation, molecular function: 2-oxoglutarate-dependent dioxygenase activity. NCBI's taxonomy places the organism in Eukaryota, Metazoa, Chordata, Leptocardii, Amphioxiformes, Branchiostomatidae. The transcript is spliced from 7 exons. The record is from RefSeq and is a predicted model, not a curated record.
CGCCACGCGGAAGAAGAUUGGCAGCAAAAUCAAACGACAGGUUGUCAGACAGGGUUUUCUGGUCAGAGGAGCAGAAUUUCCUCUCAGUAACUUCGACUGUUGAGAGAAAAAAUUGCUGGGAAAAUGAAAGAAAGCUAUUGGAGACUUGUUCUAGUGAUCUGUGUCGGGCUAGCGCUGGUACCGAGCCGUUCGGGCGAGUCCGUCGGAGGAGGUAGUAGGGGCACGCCGCCGCAUGGCCACUUGCAACCCAUCGGUAACCAAGUGCCUCCCGUCGGCGCGGUGGAAGUCUUGCAAGACGUUCCCCACCCGAGAGACUUCUACCACAAGUACGUGAAGCCCGGGAAGCCCGUGGUCUUCAAGGAUGCCGCGAAGGAGAUGGCGGCCUUCAAGCUGUGGACAGACGAGUACCUCAGUAAAAACUAUGGGGACAUGACUGUCUUUGUUGAAGAGGGAAAGAAGGAGAACCGUUCCUGGCCUUCGUACGAUGUACCUUUCCGAGAGUUCCUCAGCACCUACAAGAGCAGUGAUAUCUACUUAGUGGAGAGCAUCAAACCUGCGUUGAGAGGAGAGUUUAUGUUGUUGAAGAGCCUGCUGUGUGGAGGUUUUGUGGACUACCUGCAGGACGCUGUGAUGUGGUUCAGCAGUGGAGGCACCAAGUCUGUCCUGCACCUGGACGCCACUGACAAUAUUAACUGUCUCUUUGAGGGGUCCAAGGAGCUGUUCAUGGUUGAUAAAAAGGAAUACAAGCAUAUUGACAUUGACCACGAAGAGGGAUCCUUCAGCGGCGUUGAUGUGGAAAAAGUUGAUCUUUACAAAUAUCCAGGUCUAAAAGAUGUACCCUGGUACAAUGCUACAAUGGAAGCAGGGGACUGCCUCUUCAUUCCAUACAAAUGGUUCCACCACGUGAGUUCGACAGCGUCUGAGCAGAAGAGAAAUGUGGCAGUGAACAUCUGGUUCACCCAUCUGUACAGGUUCGAUGAGGAAGACUGCAGCAAGAAGGAAGACCUACCCGACUUUGCGCCUCUCAGUAAAUACAAGUUUGUGGCACCCACAGAGCAGAUAAGGACAAUGGUGUUGGAGGCAUUUGCAGAGAGAGACUCCAUCAGCACAGAGGAUCUGGAAAGCUUGUCAUUUGACACUGGAUUUGAAGUGGACAUGAGCUACAAACUAGAUAUUUUUGAAACCCUGGACCUGAACAAAGACUUUGUGGUGACAGUGGAGGAAGUUUACCAGGUGCCGGCAGAACACUUGGAGGAGCUUUUCCCAGACUAUGCAGAGAACACACCAUACGGUGACAAGGAUGAGCAAGGCAAACCGCACGGUCAUGAUGAGUUUUAAGGGGCGAAGUUUUAAAGUGCGAAAUGGGACGAAAUGGAACGAAAUAUGUAUGAAGUACGUUGGAACGGCGACGUUAGUGUCCGCUCGACGUCCAAACGGCAACGUUAGGAUUGAUGGUAUUCUUAGAACCGCAACGUUAUAAGGUCGAUCAGGGUAUGUUAAUAAUAAAGAGACCACAACGUUAUAAGAUGGAUCGGGGUACUCAAAACUCACUUUAUUAUUAAUGUACCCUGAUCGAUUUUAUAAUGUUGUGGUCACUUUAUUAUUAACGUACCCUUAUUGAUCUUAUAACGUUGCGGUUCUAAGAAUACCAUCAAUCUUAACGUUGCCGUUUGGACGUCAAGCGAACACUAACGUCGCCGUUCCAACGUUGGACGUCGAGCGGACACUAACGUCGCCGUUCCAACGUUGGACGUCGAGCGGACACUAACGUCGCCGUUCCAACGUACUUCAUACAUAUUUCGUUUCAUUUCGUUCCAUUUCGCACUUUCUGUACACCGGAUUUAAGACCCUUGUGAUGUCAACGUUUCAUUUCGUUGGGUCUUUGACUUGAUGAAAUGAUGACAAAAACUAAUGUAUUUUUUGAGGGACUGUACCCAGGUAUGCAGUUUCAGGACUUGCACAAAGCCAAAAUCAAGUUUUCUUGCCAGCAUUUGUUUUCUUGAAUGUCCUUUCCACGGUACAAAAGGUCAUAUAAUCAAGGGAAGGAAUUGC